Molecule: messenger RNA, 2244 nt
Organism: Trifolium pratense (red clover)
Lineage: Eukaryota; Viridiplantae; Streptophyta; Magnoliopsida; Fabales; Fabaceae
Product: neutral ceramidase 2-like
Exons: 9
Coding region: 1-2244 (747 amino acids)
Biological process (GO): sphingosine biosynthetic process; long-chain fatty acid biosynthetic process; ceramide catabolic process
Cellular component (GO): extracellular region
Molecular function (GO): N-acylsphingosine amidohydrolase activity
Source: RefSeq, a predicted model, not a curated record
AUGGUACAAAGUCCAAUUAUUGCUGUUUUUGGUUUGGUAUGUAUUUGGAUUUGGAUGCAAAGCACACAUGGUGAGUAUUUAAUUGGAGUUGGAAGUUAUGACAUGACUGGUCCUGCUGCUGAUGUGAACAUGAUGGGUUAUGCCAACACUGAACAGAAUACAGCUGGUAUUCAUUUUAGGCUAAGAGCUAGAACUUUCAUUGUGGCUGAAAAUCUUCAAGGUCCUAGGUUUGUUUUUGUCAAUCUAGAUGCUGGAAUGGCUUCUCAGCUGCUUACUAUUAAGCUGCUUGAAAGACUUAAAUCAAGGUUUGGAAAUUUGUAUACUGAAGAAAAUGUAGCAAUCAGUGGGACUCAUACACAUGCUGGACCUGGCGGUUAUCUUCAAUACAUAGUUUACUCUGUAACUUCUCUUGGUUUUGUGAAACAAUCCUUUGAUGCCAUUGCUAAUGCAGUAGAACAAAGUAUUAUUCAAGCUAACAAUAACCUUAAGCCUGGUUCCAUUUUUAUAAACACAGGAGAUGUGAAAGAAGCAAGUAUAAAUAGGAGCCCAAGUGCAUAUCUGUUAAAUCCUGCGGAGGAGAGAUCGAGGUAUCCCUCCAAUGUUGACACACAGAUGACCUUUUUGAAGUUUGUGGAUGGUGCAAGUGGGAAAAGUAAAGGAUCAUUCAGCUGGUUUGCGACACACGGAACAUCCAUGAGCAAAAACAACAAGCUUAUCAGUGGAGAUAACAAGGGUGUUGCUGCUAGACUCUUUGAAGAUUGGUUUACUUCUCAAAAUAAAUCUUCAUCUCCUAACACAAAUUCCACAGAACCAGAUAUAGGAGAACUAGUGAAGAAAGCACGAUCGAUUAAAGCGACAGGAGGAAAAGAUUGCAACCAACAAACAAGCCAAGCAUCUAAGGUGAGGAAAAAUGAUGGAUCCUUAUUUGUUGGAGCAUUUUGCCAAUCAAAUGUUGGAGAUGUGUCACCAAAUGUAUUAGGAGCAUUUUGCAUCGACAGUGGAAAACCGUGCGAUUUCAACCAUUCUUCAUGCAAUGGAAAUGACCUACUUUGUGUAGGAAGAGGACCAGGGUAUCCAGAUGAAAUAUUAAGUACAAAGAUCAUAGGAGAAAGGCAAUUCAGAAGUGCUGUGGAACUGUUUGGAUCUGCUUCAGAAGAACUUACAGGAAAAAUCGACUAUCGCCAUGUCUAUCUGAACUUCACAGACAUUGAAGUUGAAUUGGACAGCAACAAGGUGGUUAAAACAUGUCCUGCCGCUCUUGGUCCCGCUUUUGCAGCAGGCACUACAGAUGGACCAGGUGUUUUUGGCUUUCAACAAGGUGAUGCAGAAAUUAGUCCAUUUUGGAAGAGUGUGAGAGAUUUUCUGAAAAAACCAAGUCAAUAUCAAGUGGACUGUCAAAACCCAAAGCCAGUUUUGUUGAGCAGUGGAGAAAUGUUUGAUCCUUAUCCUUGGGCGCCAGCAAUUCUUCCAAUUCAAAUUCUGAGAUUGGGAAAACUGAUAAUUCUUUCUGUACCAGGAGAGUUCACAACAAUGGCGGGUAGAAGACUAAGGGAGGCAGUGAAGGAGACAUUAAUAUCGAACAGCGAUGGAGAAUUCAAUAAUGAAACACACGUCGUUAUUGCAGGACUGACAAAUACUUACUCACAAUACAUUGCAACUUUUGAAGAAUAUUAUCAGCAACGGUAUGAGGCUGCAUCGACAUUGUAUGGUCCUCACACAUUAUCAGCAUACAUCCAAGAAUUCAACAAACUAGCACAAGCAAUGGCUAAAGGCGAUAAAAUCAACGAAAAGGGUUCUUCCCCACCAGAUCUUUUAUCUGUACAAAUAAGCCUUUUACUUGGUCCCUUUGGAGACCCAACUCCAAACGGCACCAAAUUUGGCGACAUAAACGAAGAUAUAGCAUUUCCAGAAAGCGGUUAUUUUACAAAGGGAGAUAAACCAAGUGCUACAUUCUGGAGUGCCAAUCCAAGAUAUGAUCUUUUAACUGAAGGAACAUUUGCUUCGGUGGAAAGGCUUCAAGGGGAAAGAUGGAUUCCUACUCAUGAUGAUGAUGAUUUAAGCUUGUUAUUCAAGUGGAAAGUAGACAAUAGUUCCUUUCAUGGUUUCGCUACUAUAGAAUGGGAAAUACCAAAAGAUGCUAUUUCUGGAAUAUACAGACUAAAACACUUCGGAGCAUCAAAGAACAGCAUAGCUUCCCCUAUUGAUUACUUUACUGGUGCUUCAAGUGCAUUUGCAGUGCAAUAG